GCACCAUGUCAGUGUGACAACUGAUCGGGUGAACGAUGCAGCUCUAACCACCAUGGAAACAAGGAGAAAUAAGGAGAGCUAGCAGGCAUUUUUCUCUUCACUGGAUUGUGAACCUCAGUCAGCCAGCAACAGAGCUCUGACAAACGUAAGGGAUCUCAGCUGGCAGCACAGAGAUUCUCUCAGUCUGUAGGAUAUCUAUAGAUAAAUGUAUCAUAUACUAUAUAUACGUGCAACUCUUCAGACCCUGGCAUUAACAAAAAUAUGUGGUUACUUGCACUAAGGAAUCCAAAUAUACAGAUGCAGAAGUCCUCCAGCACUGAAACUACUCUUCCAGGAUCAUCCUGUCAUUCCUGUGAACAAUAAUCAAUCAUGGGAUCUGAAGUUAAUACUAGUAAAUAAAUGAAUUGCUUGAUCAUCUAUGACCAUCUAUACAUGCUUCAUCAUCACAAAUCUUAUCAGUUUUAUGGCAUCAAGGAGACAGUGACCUUCAUUUCCACAACAUGCCUGUUAUCAUUGGACAAGGUUGUUACGAAGUUAUCACUUAUUUUCAGGAAGAAAAUCUUUGUGCUUCUUUGGCAUUCAUCAUUUGACAAAUGCAAGUAUUUGUUUUAUCAAGUGACCAGCUCUUACUGAAGUUGAAAACAGCAUCUGUGGUAUCCUUAAGGGCCUAUUACUUUUCUUAAGACUUGAGCUAAAAUGAAGGACAUGCCACUCAAAAUUCAUUUUCUACUUGGCCUAGCUAUCACUGCAUUUGUACAAGCUGUAGAUAAAAAGGUAGACUGCCCUCAGUCAUGUACCUGUGAGAUCAGACCUUGGUUUACCCCAAGAUCCACAUAUAUGGAAGCUCCAACAGUGGACUGUAAUGAUUUAGGCCUUGUUAAUUUCCCAACAAGACUGCCUGCUGACACACAGGUUCUACUGCUACAGACAAACAACAUUGCAAAAAUUGAACACUCAGUAGACUUCCCAGUGAACCUUACUGGUCUUGAUUUAUCUCAAAACAAUUUAUCCUCAGUGAUCAGUGUUAACCUUCGAAAGAUGCCACAGCUUCUUUCCGUGUACCUGGAGGAAAACAAACUUACUGAGCUGCCUGAAGAAUGUCUGUCUGGACUGAACAAUUUACAAGAACUCUACAUUAAUCACAACUUGCUUUCCACAAUUGCAUCAGGAGCUUUUAUAGGCCUUGAUAAUCUUCUUAGACUUCAUCUCAAUUCAAAUAGCCUACAGAUGAUCAACAGUAAGUGGUUUGAAGCUAUGCCUAACCUGGAGAUUCUCAUGAUUGGAGAAAAUCCGAUCAUCAAAAUCGAGGAAAUGAACUUUAAGCCUCUUAUCAAUCUGCGCAGCCUGGUUUUAGCAGGCAUAAAUCUCACUCAAAUACCUGAUAAUGCUUUGGUUGGCCUUGACAAUUUAGAAAGCAUCUCAUUUUAUGACAAUAGAUUUGUUAAAGUGCCCCAUGUUGCUCUUCAAAAAGUUACAAAUCUCAAAUUUUUGGAUCUAAAUAAGAAUCCUAUUAACAGAAUACGAAGAGGAGAUUUUAGCAAUAUGCUGCACCUGAAAGAAUUGGGAAUUAAUAACAUGCCUGAACUAAUUUCUAUAGAUAGUCUUGCUGUUGACAAUUUGCCAGAUUUAAGAAAAAUAGAAGCUACCAAUAACCCCAGAUUAUCAUACAUCCAUCCAAACGCUUUCUAUAAACUUCCCAAGCUAGAAUCACUCAUGCUCAAUAGUAAUGCACUUAGUGCCCUGUACCGUAAUACAAUAGACUCUUUACCUAACCUCAAGGAAAUCAGUAUACACAGCAAUCCAAUCAGAUGUGAUUGUGUCAUCCGCUGGAUUAACAUGAAUAAAACCAACAUUCGAUUCAUGGAGCCAGAUUCAUUAUUUUGUGUGGAUCCUCCAGAAUUUCAAGGCCAGAAUGUGAGGCAGGUACACUUUAGGGAAAUGAUGGAAAUCUGCCUCCCAAUGAUAGCGCCUGAAAGUUUUCCCUCAACUCUGGAUUUAGAAACUGGCAGCUAUGUUUCCUUACACUGCAGAGCAACAGCAGAACCAGAACCUGAAAUAUACUGGAUAACACCAUCAGGUCACAAACUUUUGCCUAAUACAGUUAUUGAUAAAUACUAUGUCCAUUCUGAAGGAACAUUAGACAUAAGUAAUGUUACACAAAAAGAAAGUGGACUAUAUACAUGCAUAGCAACUAACCUAGUUGGAGCAGAUUUAAAAUCAGUUAUGAUUAAAGUGGAUGGUUCCUUCCCCCAGGACAGCAAUAGAUCUUUGAAUAUUAAAAUAAAAGAAGUGCAAUCUAAUUCUAUUUUGGUGUCUUGGAAAGCAAGUUCUAAAAUUCUGAAAUCCAGCAUUAGAUGGACUGCAUUUCAGAAGACCAAGAACUCUCAGGCUGCACAGAGUGUUCGAAUUCCAUCUGAUAUAAAGGUAUAUAAUCUUACUCAUCUAAAUCCAUCAACUGAAUAUGAAAUUUGUAUAGACAUUCCCACCAUCUACCAGCAGAAUAAAAAACAAUGUGUCAAUGUCACCACAAAAGGAUUGGACCUUGCAGUGAAAAAUUAUGAAAAGACCAACAUAAUAGAAUUCCUUGCCUGCCUUGGAGUUCUCUUGGGAGUCAUCUGUGUGGUAUAUCUCUACAGUUGCAUCUCACAAGAAAUUAACUGCGGUGCAGGACACAGCUAUUUAAGGAAUUACCUGAAGAAACAAUCCUUUUCACUCAAUGAGCUUUAUCCUCCUCUAAUCAGUCUUUGGGACACUGGCAAAGAGAAAAGCACAUCACUGGAAGUAAAAGCAACCGUGAUAGGAGUACCAAUGAAUAUGUCAUGAAACACCAGUGUAAACACCAAUGUUGGAAAAGUACAAGACUGCAGUUGUGCUAAAUAAAAAGGCAAAAAAAAGUAUUAAUCUUUAGAACUCAGAAGUCUGGGCAUUGCUGCUGGUGUUGACAAAUGGGAAUAUGUACUGAUUCAGCAUAAAAAGAAUUUUUAACUAACUGACUUCUAAGGGUAUUGUGCCAACCAAAUACAAUUACUCCAUUUUUUAGAACUUCUAUGUGACUUUUCAGUCUGGAAUACAGUGCAAGUAGCCAAGAACAUUUUCUGUUUUUUUUUUAAUUAAGUAAUAGUAGAACUGAGCAAUACCUCCUCCUGUGCUGUAUUACACACACUAGCAGCGUGUUUUUGCAAUGACCAGAUAAACUAGAAUUGACACGUGGUGUAAUGAAAUGGACAAAUUCUGUAGAGUAGACACAGUAUGUGAAACAUUUUUUAUGAGGAAAAAUACAUUUUUGAUUAAAAUCAAAAGAGUUUUUGGCUUGUUUCUUAAAAAAAGAGAAUCCGUCUGUGGGCUCCUCUUUGACAAUAAACAAAUUCAUUUUAAUGUCUUAUAAAAUCUCUCUAUAAAUCUCUUUAUAUAUUUUCCAGCUGAAAUGCAGCUUUGACUGCAUAGGAAAUUUUUGCUGUUUUUUAGGCUGUAUAACUGAAAUAAAUAACACAAUAAAUACUAAUAUAAAGUAGUUAUCCAUAUGGUUAAGAAGUAAUAACUAUAUGUAUUUACCUGUUGGUCAUUAAAACACACACAGACACACAGACACCCCUCUUUAUCCUCAAGGAGAAAAAAACAGGGACCUACUGCUAUCAGCGAAUGAGAUUUAUUUUUUUACUUGGUGUCUGAAGAUUGGAUUUAAUUAUUAGACACAAAUAAUGUAAAUCCAAUACUUUGGCUGCAAUAAAAAGGCCAAUUUAAUGAUUAAUAGUGUCUAAAGUUUAUGUUGCUUGGUACACAGACACACAAUUUUUAACAGAACUUAGCAAUCUUGUUGACAUUAAGGAUCUCUCUGCGGGAUCAGAAUUCUGUUCUGAUACAACAGCAACCAUCACCAAUAAAGGGUUUAUUAAUCUCUCCAUCUUUGAAGAUGUGACAUGCAAAUAACUGAAUGACAUACACUGAAAUAAAAUGAAUGCUUGAUCCCACUCACAAUGACUUUAAUUGCAAAAUUCCCCUUGUAUUCAUUAAGAGUAAGGCUGGGCCUUAAAACAGCAAAUGGACACUGUUGCUGACUUAAAUUUACAUCCGAAUUCUGUUGGAGUAAAUCUGACUAUUCCUGGAUUCAGUGGAAAAAGUAGUCCAAAACUGAAGUAUGACAUGCUAAAGGAAUGUUGGCCUCCAGGUGGUAGAAGACAGAUGAAGAAGCAAUCAGCAAAAUUGCUACCUUAUUCCAGUUAGUGGUUGUGUAUACAAAUGCAGAGAAGUAAGAAGGAAAAAUGGAGUUUCCAUUUAGGGAAUGAAAAGAGUACAUUUAGAGAAUUAAAAAUUAUUAAAACAACAUGUAAGUAUCUUGCAUAUGAAACAAAAAAUAGGACAAAAAGCAUUUUGGUUUUUACUAUGCUUUAAUAUUUUUAAAGUAUUGUAAUCAAAUACUUUAACAGAUUUUAUCUUUCUGAACUCAUUUCUGAACUCAAACAUUUCUCUGGAAUUGUUGGCAGCAUUUGUGUAGGUCAGAACCCUAACUUUGAAAUUCUCCAGUGCUUUCACGUUCAUUUUUGUGUGUGUCCACUUGCAAACAGAUAUUUAACAUUUCCACUUCAUGGCCUGCUGCAUAAUGCCAUUGGCCUGUAAGCAUUCCUAAUACAGAAAAUCAUCUCAUUUGAUAUAUUACUAAUGAAUAACUUGCUUUCAAGUUAAAAUUGACACUUUCUGAUUAAAUCCUAGUUGUUUCUGACCAUGUGCAGGUUAUUUUCAGAAAGAUGUUUAAAACUAGAAAGGAGAACAUGCCAGUACUAAUUUUAAAAGAUCCCAGAUUUGGAUCUUUAUAAAUUCAAUCUGUUUUGCUGAACACAAAUUUUACAAACGUGAUGAAUCACUAUCACACACAGUCUGGCAUCAGAAUUUAUCAGCUAGACAUGCUCAUAUAUCAUAAGAGAUUUCAGAACCUUGGACAGAGCUUUUAGAGCCAAGCUAUUUAUCAAAAACACAGGAGCUGAAAUAUGACCUAUUACAAUGCAAGUACUGUAUAGGUCAGCAAGAGCUUGCUCAUGUAUCUUGUAUGUUAAUCUUUGGAAUCUAGCUACAUUUAGAACCUGUUACUGAUAUAGCUCAGAGGUGAGAAUCUCAUUUGUUUCAAGCAACAGUAAGUCAGCACAAUGGUAUGAAAUAGCACACUAAAUGAACACUAAAUGGUAAUGGAAAUGAAAAAAAAUUUUUUUGUUUCAGCUGAAUAAAUACAGCUGUUCAUACCAAGUCAUCAUGCUAUUUAUUUAAAAAUCUAGUCUUGACUUUCUAUUAGUGAAGAAAAUGUUUGUUUGGCUAGCUAGGAGGGCAUUCAUUCUCUCCUAUAUCCCUGAUAUCUGACAUAUAUAUAAUACAUAAAUGUUGGUCAAAAGCACAUCAAUCAUUUUAUAUGAAAAUAUACUUAAACAUUUAAAUUAGAGAUUGAUAACUCUGUUGCUUGCUGUUCAGAUGGAAAAUAUUCCAUGUCUCUUGUGAGGAGAAAUUCAUUACAAUAAAGUGGCUCUGCCAGUCACCUCCGAGGUGACUCUAAGCAAGUCACUUCACCACUCCACAUCUCAUUUUCCCCAGUUCUAAUGAACUUUACCUUCCACUGAAAAGCACUUUGAUGUCUACCAACAAAAAGUGUUACGUGAUAGUUAAGUGUUAUUUUUAAAUAGGGCAAGGCACUCCUAUCCUUAAAUAAGCAUAUAUCCAUUCACCUGAAUGUAAGUAUUACCUGCAUAAAGACUAUGAGAUUUGUCCAUUAGAUCUGUGAUUCUAAAGUUGGGAUCUAUGGACCACAAGAGACCUGAGGAAUUCUUUGUGGUGGUCUGUAGAAUUAAAUGUUUUGAGAACCAAGUAACAGGAAGGAGGGGUUGGGAGCAGGGAUGUCCCAUGAAAGAUCUCUCUCUUGUGAUUUGAUCUGCAGAAUGAAAAGUUUAAAGAACCCCAGCUUUUGAGUGUAACUUUUAGGGUUUACUAGUAGGAAACAAAUGAGACUGGUUGAUUUAGACACUAAGGAUAAUAACUAUAUUCCUUUACACAGGUAUCAUACAUUUCAAUGUCAUUAUAGUUUUGUAGGAUUCCAUCAGAGUGCAAAUUUGCUUUAGUCUGAGAUUUUCCUGAAACUGACAGGAAAGUGAGUAAGUAGAGUCACAUUUCUUUGAUGAAAUUCUGUUUACCAUAGACAUUAAAUGGGAAAAUCUUUUGCAGAUGGAAUCAUUUAAAAACUUUUAUCUGAUCUUAAUGUUUGUAUUUACUCACUGGAAGUUUGUUUCAGGUUUUUAUUGCAGAGGCUACAUUUUUUCUCAGAUCAUAUUUCUUUGAUUAGUUCUGUGUUAAGAUGGUGACAGAGAUAUAUGCAUUAACUACUCAAGAGCAAUGAAACAAAAAAAGGCUGGGCUCAGAAUGAAAAUGUUACAACCCCAUAACUAAGGAUGUGCAAA
This is a messenger RNA of Gopherus flavomarginatus (Mexican gopher tortoise), 6431 nucleotides long. RefSeq names its product leucine rich repeat neuronal 3 (gene LRRN3). The record is from RefSeq and is a predicted model, not a curated record. Lineage: Eukaryota; Metazoa; Chordata; Testudines; Testudinidae. Gene Ontology annotation, molecular function: protein binding. The transcript has 2 exons. Bases 697 to 2823 code for a protein of 708 amino acids.